GUCUUCUAAGACCUGGCCUCAUUUUGGCUAACAAGCAUCCAAACGCCCAAUUCUCUUUCCCUGCUAUCACAGCUCCCGACUGAGCGAGCAAGCAACCAUGGACGUUCUCUCAAUCUCAUCGCCUACAUUCCUCCCCACCCCAACCUCCAAGCUCUCUCACUCCUCCCGCCCCAAACCAACCUCCUACUUCCCCACUUCUUCCCCCAAAACCCCCUCAAUCAAAUCUCUUUCCCUCCAAACCGUAAAACCCACUUUCGCCUCCAGGUCCCUGGCCCUCGACGGCUCGCUCCUGAUUUCCUCGGCUCCUCAGACGCCGGACACCGCCAUGAGAGGCGCCGAGGGUGACGCCAUGGGGCUUUUGCUCAGGGAGAGGAUUGUAUUCUUGGGUAGUAGCAUUGACGACUUUGUGGCCGACGCUAUUAUUAGCCAGCUGCUUUUGUUGGAUGCCCAGGAUUCUAAGAAGGAUAUCAAGCUCUUCAUUAACUCCACCGGCGGCUCCCUCAGUGCUACAAUGGCUAUCUACGACGUUGUUCAGCUCGUGAGGGCUGAUGUCUCCACAGUGGCACUGGGCAUUGCAGCAUCAACAGCGUCCAUAAUCCUUGGCGGUGGAACCAAAGGCAAGCGUUUUGCAAUGCCGAAUACACGCAUCAUGAUUCAUCAACCUCUUGGAGGUGCUAGUGGGCAGGCAAUAGAUGUGGAAAUUCAAGCCCGAGAAGUGAUGCAUAACAAAAACAAUGUUACACAAAUUCUUUCAAAUUCCACUGGUCGCUCAUUUGUGCAAGUCCAAAAGGACAUUGACAGGGAUCGGUAUAUGUCCCCCAUAGAAGCAGUUGAAUAUGGAAUAAUCGAUGGAGUAAUUGACGGAGAUAGCAUUAUUCCUCUGGUGCCUGUCCCAGACAAGGUGAAGCCGCGAAUGAGUUACGAGGAAAUUAGUAAAGAUCCAAGAAAAUUUUUGACACCAGACGUCCCUGACGACGAGAUAUACUAGUUUUGGGUUGGCCAUAUGUUUGAGAUUGAGAGGUACAUGAUUCAGAUAGCUAAUCAUCACUAUUGCUUUCUUUUCUUGAAUGCAUGCCGUGAGCUUGUGUGUUUUCUUCAGCUGGCUUUUGUUCUCAUGGCAUUUGUAAUUGUCUUAAUAUUCUUCUAAUCAUGCAUUCAAAUGCUUUCUGAGAAA
This is a messenger RNA of Malus domestica (apple), 1174 nucleotides long. Its product is annotated as ATP-dependent Clp protease proteolytic subunit 4, chloroplastic. NCBI's taxonomy places the organism in Eukaryota, Viridiplantae, Streptophyta, Magnoliopsida, Rosales, Rosaceae. Gene Ontology annotation, biological process: protein quality control for misfolded or incompletely synthesized proteins. Gene Ontology annotation, cellular component: endopeptidase Clp complex. The record is from RefSeq and is a predicted model, not a curated record. Gene Ontology annotation, molecular function: serine-type endopeptidase activity; ATP-dependent peptidase activity; ATPase binding.